Molecule: messenger RNA, 1210 nt
Organism: Hipposideros armiger (great roundleaf bat)
Lineage: Eukaryota; Metazoa; Chordata; Mammalia; Chiroptera; Hipposideridae
Product: trace amine-associated receptor 2
Exons: 2
Coding region: 66-986 (306 amino acids)
Biological process (GO): G protein-coupled receptor signaling pathway
Cellular component (GO): membrane
Molecular function (GO): trace-amine receptor activity
Source: RefSeq, a predicted model, not a curated record
AUUGCUCUGACUAUGGAAACGGGUCUUGCCCGGAGAACAAACGGCUGCUGGGCGUCCGAGCUGCCAUGUAUUCAUUCAUGGUGGGAGCCAUAUGCAUCACGGUGUUUGGCAAUCUCGCCAUGAUCAUUUCCAUUUCCUACUUCAAGCAGCUUCACACACCAACCAACUUCCUCAUCCUCUCCAUGGCAGUCACUGAUUUCCUCCUGGGAUUCACCAUCAUGCCAUAUAGUAUGAUCAGAUCGGUGGAGAAUUGCUGGUAUUUUGGGCUUACAUUUUGCAAGAUCCAUUAUAGCUUUGAUCUGAUGCUUAGCAUAACCUCCAUUUUCCAUCUUUGUUCAGUGGCCAUUGAUAGAUUUUAUGCUAUCUGUUACCCUUUACAUUAUUCCACCAAAAUGACGAUUCCAGUCAUUAAACGGUUGCUACUUCUCUGCUGGUCAGUCCCAGGAGCAUUUGCAUUCGGGGUGGUCUUCUCGGAGGCCUACGCUGAUGGAAUAGAGGGUUAUGAUAUUUUGGUCGCUUGUUCCAGUUCCUGCCCAGUGAUGUUCAACAAGCUAUGGGGGACCACCUUGUUUAUGGCAGGUUUCUUCACUCCUGGGUCUGUGAUGGUGGGGAUAUAUGGCAAAAUUUUUGCAGUAUCCAGAAAACAUGCUUGUGCAAUCAAUACUGUACCAGAAAAUCAAAAUAAUCAAAUGAAGAAAGACAGAAAAGCAGCCAAAACUUUAGGAAUAGUGAUGGGUGUUUUCUUAUUAUGUUGGUUUCCCUGUUUCUUCACAAUUUUAUUGGAUCCCUUUUUGAACUUCUCUACUCCUGGAGUUUUGUUUGAUGCUUUGACAUGGUUUGGCUAUUUUAAUUCCACAUGUAAUCCCUUAAUAUAUGGUUUCUUCUAUCCCUGGUUUCGCAGAGCGCUUAAUUACAUUUUACUAGGUAAAAUUUUCAGCUCACAUUUCCAUAACGCUAAUUUGUUUAUUCAAAAAGAAACUGAAUAGACUUAUUCUGCAUGAGUGAAUUGAAGAAAUAGAACUGGAACUUAGAAGAAUUAAGUCACUUAAAGUGUGCAUGUGAGAUUUGUGGCUGCCAUGGAAGGCUCUUAGUUUAUAAGACUUGAGGGAAAAAAAGGAGUCAUCUUUUUGAACUAAAAACCCCUCCUUUUCAGAAUACUUCAUAUACCCACUACUUCCAGGUAAAGAAAAAAUAAUGUUAGAAAGGUGAA